Molecule: messenger RNA, 1937 nt
Organism: Aspergillus ochraceoroseus IBT 24754
Lineage: Eukaryota; Fungi; Ascomycota; Eurotiomycetes; Eurotiales; Aspergillaceae
Exons: 1
Coding region: 217-1827 (536 amino acids)
Source: RefSeq, a predicted model, not a curated record
UUUUGUCGAUAUAUCACAAUCCCCUCAAGAACUGAAUUUACGACCUCCUGGCCAACCUCCAUCCUAGUGCAAUGGUUACUAUUCUGUCUUCUAUCAAUUGCAGGAAAUUUUUUUAGGUCGUGUGAAGCAGGGCUUGAUAUAGCAAAAAUAAACUCGCUUCUUCCGAGCAACAAGCCACAUUCAUCUCACGGAAUUGACCGAAGUUACCGACCGCAAAUGACCUCUCCAUCCUCAGAUACGACCCGUCUAUACAUUACGCCGUUUACCUCCGAGCUCCUUCCCCUAGUGCUCCCAGCUUCCAUUCGUCCCCUCGCCACAGACGUCUCAUUCCACGACCUUCCAACAUUCCCGGAAAACAACUACGGCUACGUUACCUUGCCAGCAAUGGAGGCGGACAAGAUCAAAAAAAAGCUCAAUGGCUCGAUCCUCAAGGGAAGGAAGUUCAAAGUAGAAGCUGCUCGGCCUCAGAAAAGGCAAAGGGAUGAGGAGGACAGUGAAAAUGUCGUGUCCAAAGUCGAGCAUUCCUCCGACAAGAAGUCUAAAAAGCGCAAGGCGGAGGAGAAUGUUUUGGACGGCUAUGAGCUCCCGUCGGAUCGCAAGGUGAAACGAGGUUGGACCGAGUCGGCAAAUGACAAGGUGGAACGGCGCAAAAAGGAAAAGAAGCAGAAAGGGACGGGCGAGAAAGACGCAAAACCUCAGACAAAGUCCAAAUAUUCCGAAAAAUCAGAGUGUCUUUUCCGAACCAAGGUUCCAGCGAACAAGUCCUUGUCCCUGGAUGACAAGUCGAGCAAGUCGAAGAAGAGGAACAAGUCAUCGUCGGACACUGUGGUCCAUGAAUACUCCAAAACCAUUACACAGCCAUCUUUUCUGCGGGAAGAGGAGAACGGCACAGUUCUUACGUCUACGUUUGAAGAGGGCAAGGGCUGGAUCGAUGAGCAAGGAAAUUUGAAAGAAAAUGUCAGUGACCGGAUCAAGAAAAAGGAAUACACACCAGGGCAAGUUCCAGGCUACAAGGAGAAGGCCAUCAGAACCAAGACAGUCACGAAGGCCGAAAAUGCCGCCUCGUCGAAUUCCAAGAGCCGCAAAUCAGGGCCUGUCGAAGGAAAGGAGUCAACCGACGAGUCGGAAGAUUGGACAUCUUCCAGUGGCUCAUCUUCGUCAGAUGAUGACACCACAGAUUCUGAAAGUGAAGACAGCGCUUCUUCUAGUUCAUCAGAGGAGUCUAGUGUAGCUUCUGAUGAGGAAGAAAACCAGUUGUCCCCUUCCAAGGGUGACCACGCCAAAAGCGAUGCACAAGAUUCAACCGCCAAAUCCGAAGAGACAGAUCCAGAUAAUGAACAACAGCCAAAAGAGGUUCACCCCCUAGAAGCCCUCUUCAAGAAACCUGCUCCCGUGUCCCCCGGAAAGAAAGCCGAACUGGAAGCCCCCACACAAUUUAGUUUCUUUGGGCAGGAAGACUUGGAAUCCGAGGAAGAGCAAGAGUCAAAGGAGCCCAUAGAACCUCUUACACCGUUUACAAAAAGAGACUUUGAAGGCCGUGGGUUAAGAAGCGCGGCUCCAACUCCCGAUACAACACAAGUCGGAAGGUCUAUAAACUGGACCCUUCCUGGACACUCCGAUUCCACGGGCGUUGAGGCGUCUCCGUAUGCUAACAACAGUCCUCUCUCCAAAGCCGGGCCACGGUUGACAGAUGAGUCUGAUUUCACUAAGUGGUUCUGGGAGAAUCGAGGCGACAACAACCGUGCUUGGAAGAAGAGACGACGGGACGUAGCCAAGGAACAGAGACAGAGAGAGAACCGGAGGAAAGGCAUGAAGGGCAAAUCCUAGGCUUUUUUGGCGGUCGAAACUCAAGGGGGGAGACUAUACUACUUAUAAUCCAUCAUACUAGGAAAAAAGAUCUAUACAACUAAAUAAUUAUAAGUGAUGUCAUAUGUGAA